AUGCUUAACCAGUUAGCACAUAAAGUUAAAUUAUGUUGCCAGGAUAUUACCAAACUUGAAGUUGAUGCGAUAGUUAACGCCGCAAACAGCUCUUUGCUCGGUGGAGGAGGAGUGGACGGAGCUAUUCAUAGAGCAGCAGGAAAGCAACUGCUGGAAGAAUGUCGAACCUUAAAUGGCUGUCCUGAAGGUGAAGCCAAAAUAACAAAAGGAUACAAUCUUCCUGCAAAACAUGUCAUACACACCGUGGGUCCACAAUCAGAAAAGCCAGAUGUUUUAAAGGGCUGCUACCAACGCAGUCUUGAGUUACUGGAACAGAAUGGUCUCAGAACAAUUGCCUUCCCUUGUAUUGCUACAGGCGUAUAUGGCUAUGACAAUGAAAAGGCAGCAAACAUUGCUUUAAAAACUGUUCAUGAUAAAUUGGAGAGAGAUAUGAAAAAGGGAGAGGAUAAGAUCGACCAAGUCAUUUUUGUCUUGUUUAAUGAAAAGGACAAGCCAAUUUAUAAAGAUUUAUUACCAAAAUACUUUCCUGGUGCUUCAACAGACUGUUAA
Molecule: messenger RNA, 549 nt
Organism: Rhizopus microsporus ATCC 52813
Lineage: Eukaryota; Fungi; Mucoromycota; Mucoromycetes; Mucorales; Rhizopodaceae
Product: A1pp-domain-containing protein
Exons: 10
Coding region: 1-549 (182 amino acids)
Source: RefSeq, a predicted model, not a curated record